CCAAAAUCUAACUGUCAUUCCUUUUCCCUCUCCCUGUCUUCCUUCUUCCUUUCAUCGAUAUGUUUCUGCUACAUAGAUAGCACAAUUGUUCUAUCGUGAUCCCAAAAACAUCAUCGAUCUGGUUCAAAUCAAGAAAUGGAAGUGCAGCGGAUGAGGGAAUUAUUGGCACUUUGGUCAAGCUUGAAAACUAACCGAAUUGCCCUAGUCGGUGGAAACCACACUGCUGCCAGAUUCUGCACUCGCUAAUCACCUUUUUUCCCUCUCCCCCUCUCUUUCUCUCCCCCUUCUUUUUUCUUCAUUUCCCUAAACACAUAACGUUCUAUACCUUCUCUUACCUAACCCCCAUGAAUUCCACACGUUACACAUUGCCACUUCUGGCAUUCUUCAUACUCGCUUCCUUCGUAUUCAUAAUGAGAUCACCCUUGCUGGAAAAAAUCUCCUGUGCCAAAACCGACGAGGUUCUGUCGCUCAUACUCCACCAAUUAACCCAUCAGGGGCUCGUCAAGGAAGCACAACACAAAGCGGUUAACGAAGCGGCUCCGGUUGCGCCGAGAAAGAUGUGUGGUUACGCGAGCGAGGCGAAGAAAGCGGCGCUGCAGAAACUGGAGGACGUGCUUCUUGAGCCGCCAAGAGCGGCUUCUAUGAAGUCGAGGAAGUACUUGAAGCGCACGCGGUUCUUGCCGGAUUUGAUGGGCGAUCCGUUGGUGAGCUACCCUCGGCGCGUUUUCAUCGACGUUGAGUUGUCGGGGAAAGAGGGAGGAAGUGGGAGGAGGUGGUUCAUGGAGAACUACCCGAGGAGGAACAUGCCGUUCGAGGCGUACGAUGUGAAGACGGUGGCGGAGGAGCUGCAGCAGAAUGAGGAGAUAGGGAUGUCGGAGUGGCUGAGGAAGAAUGUGAAAGAGGAAGAGUUUGUGGUGAUGAAAGCUGAGGCUGAAGUUGUGGAGGACAUGGUGAAGAGCAAUUCCAUUGGGUUAGUGGAUGAGCUUUUCUUGGAAUGCAAACCCAAGGUUGGGAGAAGCAGAAGAGCCUAUUGGGAGUGUUUGGCUUUGUACGGACAGUUGAGGGAUGAGGGUGUGGCAGUGCAUCAAUGGUGGGGUUAGGGCACAAACACAAAACGGUGCGUACAAUGUGUUUGUGUGUGAAUCGAGAGAAACAAUUUAAAUUUCUGAUUAAUAUUUUAUUUAUGCGUAUUAAUUAGGGUGUUGUUUGAGAAAGUAUGAAAAUUUGGAAGGGUCGUUUGAAGUAAAGAGCAUCGGAUUCCGCAGUGGACGAAUUUAGGUUUAAGUAACGGAGGAUUUGCAUAUGUAUGAGUAAAUAUGCACAAAAAGGUUUACUGGGCGACAUCCUUCUUUCAUGUUUCUUAGUUUUGUCACUGUUAAAAGAUCAAUUCAAUUCAUGUAUAGCUGUAACUUUAAAAGGUCUAUUAUUAAUUAAUAUACCAUUCUUUAUUAUUUAUAUUAAUUUU
Molecule: messenger RNA, 1465 nt
Organism: Vigna unguiculata (cowpea)
Lineage: Eukaryota; Viridiplantae; Streptophyta; Magnoliopsida; Fabales; Fabaceae
Source: RefSeq, a predicted model, not a curated record